GUGUUUGGAGCUUUUUUGGACGAUGUGGUGAGUUUGCAGUGGAAGCAGGCCUCCAAGCACGUUGCGGGCGGCGAUCUGGAGCAGGGCGCGGACCUACUCGCAGCGCAGAUCGAGCUGAAUCGGAUGGUCAAGAAGUCGAUGUACGUUGAGUGGGCCUCCAACCUGGUCGUCGUUGCGGGGGGCCAGUGGACUCGGGAUAGGCAGAUCGCCGCUGGUUAUGCCUGCCCGCCGCUGUGCCCCGCUGCAAG
Prorocentrum cordatum is the source of this 248-nucleotide messenger RNA. Lineage: Eukaryota; Dinophyceae; Prorocentrales; Prorocentraceae. The record is from the annotation of a GenBank genome assembly.